This is a messenger RNA of Micropterus dolomieu (smallmouth bass), 4850 nucleotides long. RefSeq names its product POM121 transmembrane nucleoporin (gene pom121). Gene Ontology annotation, biological process: RNA export from nucleus; protein import into nucleus. Gene Ontology annotation, cellular component: nuclear pore. The record is from RefSeq and is a predicted model, not a curated record. The transcript has 13 exons. Gene Ontology annotation, molecular function: structural constituent of nuclear pore. The coding region runs from base 30 to 3548 and encodes 1172 amino acids. Lineage: Eukaryota; Metazoa; Chordata; Actinopteri; Centrarchiformes; Centrarchidae.
GCAGCGCCAGAAGAGCAGCAUGAUGGGAUAUGAGAGUCCUCCGGCGGCGCGGUGCCGCCAUGUCACCUAGAGAGAAACGUAUAGCGCUUCUCUCUGCUUUAUGCGUAGUUAGUUUUGCUCUUUAUUAUAUUCCUACUUUUCUUUACGUGACUUUAAUUCUUGCAGUUUGUUGUAUUGUGAGUUACUAUCACAGCGGAGAACCGCUUCCCGCCUGGUUAGGCCUGAAUCCGCGGGCUGGCCUGAGCGUCGCAGCCGUGCUCCGGCGCUGGUUGUGGGGCUGGGGGGUGACCGGCGUGUCGGUGGCCGCAAGGGGGAGAACGAAGAGUAGCAGAAACAAAACUGAGCUCAGGGAGCCAGAGGGACACUUCAAAGAAAGGCUCGCUGAAACGGGGAUAUAUCGGAGGGAAACACUGUCAAGUGACUCUUUUCUUUUCAGCCCUCGGGAUUUCCUCAUGGGGAGUUACAUCGGGAAACCUGAGAGUCCGACCGCUGAUCCUGGGAGGCCGAGAGCGGCGAGAAACCCCCGAGAGCAACUGCGGGAAAAGCUGUCCAAACCCAACCAUGCAGUUUAUACCCCAAACAGGAGGCUGUCAUUUGCUGGGGAGCCGCUGGGCACAGUGGGCAGGUUCACCAUCACGCCCCAGCGUCACUAUCCCCUGCAGCAGCCGGGUGUUUCCUCAGUUGGAGUCCUACCUCCGGUCAAGUGGGAUGGCUUCCGGAAGAAAAACGUCCUCAGCCCCCGCAACUCCCCGGCUGUCCUGAGCCCCGUCACUGUGAAGAUCGCCAGGCCCGACCACCACAGCACCCCCAGUUUGGACCAUCUGAGUUGUGCAGGGCUCCCCAGGGCCUCCGCAGACCCCUGCUCCAGAGAAAGUGUCCUCAAGGUGUUGAAGGAAAGCCGCAAGAGAGAAGUGGAGGAUGAGGACAGAACCUUCGCAACUGAGCAGAAAAGCAAAAGAAGGCGUAACGACAGCGGAGGAAGUGCACACUCUGCUUUUGGGCCUCUUCUGCCCAAUGGAACACCAUCACAGCUGGUCCCUAAGCCAGGAAACCUGAAAAGAGGGAUGACCUCUAUGGCAGAGGAGUCCAUCAUGAAGAGGUCUCGCACCUCCUCCAUCAGCUCGGCCAGUGGAGUCCAUGCCCCGAGAGGAACCCCGGGCACGAGGAGAAACCCUAUCCAAAGCUCCUACAGCUCUUCAGUAGGCCUCAGCCAGUGGAAGAAACGGUCAGCACCCAGCUCCCCUCUGUCCAGCCCCGGAUCAUCUCGCUGUCAGACUCCAGAGGGAGCCUCCAAAAGAACCAGAGAGGACGAUGGCCAGUCUCCUAGCUCAGCAUCCUCAGUGAGGUCAGAACAGACAUCCUCCGACAAGGCACCCGUUACAUAUGUUGCAGCCAAACUUACUCCAGUCCCCAAGGUCCCAGUCACUACUUCAACAGACUCUCCUGGUAGUGGUGGGUUAAGAAAACGGAAGAUCCAGCUGGUGUCCAGUCACCGGGAUGAUCACAUCUCUCUGCCCCCGCCACCAGAGUUGGGCUACACUAUCACUGCGAAAGACCUAGAUGAAGAGAAAAGGGCUGGCAUCAGCAAGAUCCAGAAAGUCCUGGAGACGCCUGCUCUGGAGCCAGAGAAGCCUUUCUCUUCCCCAGCCACCACUUCCACCCAGGCCACCUUCUCUACGGGCUCUACCACCACCGCCACGCUGAGCAGCCUUCUGGCAUCUCCUCUGCCCACAGUCUCCAGCUCUGCGAUCCCUGUCAUCAACCUGGAUCCCAGCCCGAGCAGCAGUGUCAGCACAGCACCCAUAGCUUCCAACCCACUGCUGGAGGCUCUGAAAAUGAAGAUCAGCAUUCCUGGUAGCUCCACAUCUGCUGCCAACACAACUACAGUGUCUGCAACAACUACACCGGCACAACCCAGUAGCUUAAACCUGAAGGUUUCGACUACAGUGGAUGCCCCAAAGCUCCCUCCUGCCUACCCAUCUCAGUUCUCCUCUGCUGGUUUGGAGCAGCCCUCUGCCUUUACUCAGGUGCUGGGUCAGGUCUCCAAGGCUUCCAGCAGCACUCCACCUGUAGCAGCAGCAAACCUGUUUGGACUAGCAAGCCAGAUCAGCACGCCCACUGCCUCUUCAUCCUCUAACUUGAUCACGGCUACUGCUUCUACCCCAGCCAGCAGCUCAGAGUCCAUCAGUAACACCAACCCCUUGCUGGCUUCAGGGUUCAAGCCCAUCUUUGCUGUCACCACCACCUCCUCCACUACAUCAACCCCAGAGAGCAAACCUGUCCAAAAUUUCAAGCCCAUCUUUGGAGCUACCACUGCAAGCACUGGUUUUAAACAGCCUCCAUCCCUCACAACCACCAACCCAGCCUCUACGGUUUCUUCAAGUACUACACCCUCGAUGUUCGGUGGACCAAUUAGCAGCACCACAGUUGCCCCAUCUGUUUUUCCUGGUAUGACCAACGCCACCACAGGCACACCCUCCACCGGCUCCAUCACCACCACACAGCCUACCGCCCAGCCAGCUGUGAAAUCCCUCUUUGGAAACUGGUCAGCACCAUCCACAACAAGUACCAGUUCAACUUCAGUGCAGGCCCCUAAUACAGGGAGCACAUUUCAAUUUGGAACUGCUAGCACCACUACUGCAGCUGCUCCUGCUGUUGCCUCCACAACCUCCACCAACAGCACCUUCGCAUUUGGUGCAACACAGCCAGAUCCCCAAGCAGCCAACCAGAAAGUAUUCUCCUUUGGCCAGACAGCAACCAGCCAGAACACAACCACUGCUUCGUUUGGAGGAUUUGCCAUGGCCAACACAGCCUCCACCACUGCUGCCACCACCACCCAGUCCACUUUCGGCUUUGGAAAGUCGUCAUUUCAAGCGCCAGCUGUGCAGUCAACCUUCGGCUCCUCAGCAGCAACGCCAAAACCAUUCACCUUUGGAAACAGCGGAGUAUCAUCUACACCUGCCUCUAACCCCGCCCCACCCCCUUUCCCCUUUGGGACAGUUGCUGUCACCACAGCAACCAGCUUUGCGACUCCAGCUAAACCAGCGUUUGGAGCCACCUCCGCUGGUUUUGCUUUCGGUGGCACCACCGCUCCCUCAGCUGCACCCUCGGCUGCACCCAGCUUUGGUGCAUCAACCCAGACUCAGAGCUCCUCCUCAGCCACCUUCACAUUUGGCAGUGCUGCUCCUCAGCAGGCUCCUUCUGGCCCUGCUCAACCAGCACAGAGUGGAUUUAACUUCGGUGCUAGUAUGCCAUGCCCCCAGUUUGGAACACCAGUCUCUAAUAAUCCUGCACCACAGAUGGGAAGCUUCAACUUUGGGGCUGCUGCUACUGACAAACCAACUUUUGGGACGUCUACCCCAUCCUUCGGCCAGAGUGCUGCUGCAGGUCCACUUCCCUUUGGAAGUCCUGGAACUCCAGUCCAAGGCUUCAAUGCUGUUCCUUUUGGGUCUCCAACGACUCCCUCCUUCUCUAUCGGAGCUGGAUCAAAGCCAUCUGGAGCACGUCAGAGGCUGCAGGCGCGGAGGCAACACAACAGAAAGAAGUAACCUGCUGCAUGCGUCCUGCACUGCUUUCAGAGGACUUCAGCUGGCUCUGUUUUAAGCCCAACAUCCCCCAACCAGGCCACCACCAUGCCCUCUGCUUCCUUCCCCUCCUCUAUUGGGUUGUGCUGGCCUGAAACAUUGUGUUUGCAGAGGAGUUAGAAAGAGCACAUCAGCUUGCUGAGUUCAUGCUGCCUGGAUGACUACAUGACCCAGUGAGGAGACAGAAUCCAUAACAACGUACUAUACUUGAAGAGGGAGAAAAGACAGCUGAGUAGUUUGAUUCUGAACAAAAGCAUAUCCAAAGUUAUUUUUCCUUUACAGUACGUGGACACUCCCAUUGGUUCGUCUUAAGGAGAAAGUUGAGUCAGGCAAAGACAUGGAGCCUUGGCUCAAACAUUUAUUUUUUUACGUGACGCGCUGGUUUGUAUGUUACCGAAUGUUUGAGUACAUUAUCUAAAUGAGUCUGAAUAGGGUUAAAUGCACAGUUGAUCCAGAUAAGGUACACAACACUGCAGUGUAAAUGUAAAGUUAUGAGACGUUUGCAUUUUAAAUUAUUUUUUUAAUUGGCUCUCUGACCCUGUAAAUGAUUGUGUUUCUGCACUUGAAGGUCAACUUAGUAAAUGUCUUAAUGUAGUUAGUGCAGACCCUUGUUUUCUUGUUUCAUACUCUGUCAUUGCAAGCAUUCCCAGAGUCCUCCAAUGGACGGCCUUUUUUUGAUAGUAUUUGCCAACACUUCAUGCCUGUGAAAAGAAUCUGUGAUCUUUCUCAUCUUUAAAUUCUGAGAUGUGUUUGUUUGUGCCAGACUACCUCUCUUUACUCCAGGCACUGAAUCCAUGUUAAUUCACUGAAAAUAUCAAUUAGAUUUUACCUUCAACUACUGUUAGUCCAGAUGGACCUUAAUAAAUACAUUGAGUUUUUAAACAUCUGCACAGCAACACAUUCUGAAAUAUCAGUUAUAUUAGAUUACAUGGCAUGAACGUAACAUCAGAUUGACUAAAAAUACAAUCGUAUCAAAUUGGAAACUCUUAUCUGCAUGGUAAUUACAGAAAUUCUCACUACGUUGCAGGGAUUUUUGUAGUCUGUAAUGUUGCUUACUUGGACCAUGAGUUGAGGAAUUUUUUCAAGCAAAGAUGACGGUAAAUCCAUUUGUCAGCAGUCAGUUAUUUUAUUAAAAUUGUUUCUGUUCUCAGUAACAAUCAUCUCUUUUUGUGAAAAGUGAGCUUUAUAUAUGGCAUUUUGUGGUGGUUAAUUUUUAAUUAAUAAAAACUUAAUUUUGGACGUAGUAGAUGUUCCAACAAGAACACA